This is a messenger RNA of Microthlaspi erraticum, 240 nucleotides long. Lineage: Eukaryota; Viridiplantae; Streptophyta; Magnoliopsida; Brassicales; Brassicaceae. The record is from the annotation of a GenBank genome assembly.
AUGUCACCGGAGACGACGGAAGUUAGAGUGGAGAUCGGAGCCGUCGGGCGAGGAUGUCACCGAGAUUACAUCUCGCCAAUCCACGCCGUGGUCUGUUGGUGCGCGAGUCUCCGAUGGACGGAGAGAACAGAGCUUAUUGAUUUCGCGAGUUCUCCGAUGGACGGAGAGACCGGAGGCGGCAACUUUCGUGGCGAGAUCAGAGGCAAUCAAGCGAUCCGGCGGAGAAGAUCGAAUGAGUGA